Molecule: messenger RNA, 447 nt
Organism: Dioscorea cayenensis subsp. rotundata (Guinea yam)
Lineage: Eukaryota; Viridiplantae; Streptophyta; Magnoliopsida; Dioscoreales; Dioscoreaceae
Exons: 2
Coding region: 44-292 (82 amino acids)
Source: RefSeq, a predicted model, not a curated record
AUAAUGCUUGUAGGCUUCGGUUAUCUUUUGCUCAUCCUUGAAAAUGGGAGCGGAGGAGGAGCAACAGCCGAAGGAGAAUGGCGUUGGCGAGCUUGGAAUGGGGCAGAGGCUCAACCCCAUCUCGGAUGCUCAGUUCCAGGCCUGGAAGCGUCGAAAGGAUGCUGAAACCUCAGCUAGAAAAGCAGAAGUAGCUCAGAAACGUGCCGAAGAUAUAAUUUCAGGAACAAUGCCGAUGAACGGACGCGAACUUUUCAAACAUGAACCUUGGGUCUUCGAUAAUUCCCGCUACUGAGGUCAUUGUUAAGGUGUUUGUUAUGAAUAUUUGUGAUUCCUGAGAUAUUUCUAAUUGUUUCUUGUAUGCUUGUGCUAUGUUAUUUUUCAAUUUUAACUACACUCAAUGUAUCACUUUUUUUUUUCUUUUAACUACACCCAAGAGUAAUUAGUGUA